GUUGGCGCAAUUCUAGAGAUGGAGCGGAGUCGGAGAUCGCUGUAAAUCUUUUCCUUUUUAAAAGAAUAGAUACAGUUACCUGAAUAUCUGCUGAGAAUUUAGUUUAUGUUCACUACCUUCACCAUUUGUAAUCCUUUCUGAUGAUUGACAAUGGAGGAGGGACCAGUGAGAUUUGCUUCUGGUGGAGAUGAUAUAAAGAUUUGGGAUCUCUCAAGCUCUGCUCCUCAACAACAGUUCUCACCACAUGCGGGACCAAUCUCAAGCCUAUGCUGGAGUCAUAACAAUCAGCUUUUAGCCAGUGCAUCGUCAGUUGGGGAUAAGAUUGUGCUCUCCUAUGGGAAGAGUCUAUCAGCAAAUGUUAUUGAGCUUGCUGUUGGGGAUAAGCAGACAUGUCUUUCUAUAAAUUCCACGUCACGGUACAUGGUCUGUGGAGGCAAGAACAAGCUAAUCAGCAUAUGGGAUGUUAAAAACAAAAAGUUAAAGAGGACAUAUAAGGAGCAUCGAGACAGUGUGAGCUGUGUUAUUUUCAACUGGAAUGACUCUUACUUAGCAUCAGGAUCAGCGAGUGGAGAGAUUUUACUUCACAAUGUAGUAUCUGGUCAACCUGGAUCUCCUAUGCUUGUCUCAAAUGGACAGACUGUCCGAGAUGUUGGUUACUCCUACUUCAAGAAGUCUCUCCUUGCUGCUGCUUCUGAUGAUGGUAGCCUAACCUUGUGGGAUACUAACACCAGUAAGCUAGUAACGUCUUUCAGUGAUGCCCACAAUGCACCUGCUACAGCUCUCUCAUUCUCUCCACUCAAUAAUCUCCUUCUUGCCAGUUCAGGCUUGGACAAGAGAGUAGUCUGUUAUGAUGUUAAUGGCAGAAGUGUGAUAAAGACAAUGGCUGUUGAAUCUCCUCUGACAUCACUCUCCUUCAUGCAAGAUGGAGCAACAUUAGCAGCUGGUUCUACUCGAGGCAAGAUCUAUGUCUUUGAUCUGCGAAAGGGAUCUUCUCCUCUCAAUACUCUUAAUGCUCACAAAUCAUCAGUGCAAGCAAUAAAAUUUCAGAAACCUAAUGGAGCUCCCAAGAUAAAUGGGCCGGUAAGCAAAUCAAGAACAGCGAGUUCUCACAAGAAAACAUCAUCAUCAUCCAGCUCAUCAAUCCAAAUGAAUGAAGCCAAUGAACCAACCUCAUUGAUACCUGAUAAUGUAAAGGCUUCUAAGGAAAGUUUGAACGAAAGAACUAAUGGAGAUCCUUCUCCGCGAUAUGAACAGAUGGACAAUAUGGAUAUCAUCUCACCAAUUAGAGAAGGAGGUGACUCUACAACAGUAAGAACAUCGGUAAGAAAUGGAUCAAUUACUGAUGAUAGACCUGAAACUAUGGGCAAGGCUGAAACACAACAAAGAAAUAAUAGUUUACCUGGAGCAGGUAUAUUCUCACCUCUAUCAUCAGAACUUGAUAAUCCAAAUAUUGACAGUUCACUAAGGAGAAAUCCUAUUGGAUCUGUAGCCAUAGAAUCCAGCCCAUUUGGACAAAUCAGGAGAGCUUUUCCAAAUAACUUGGAUGGUGUAGAUAAUGGCACAACAACAUCAAACAGUGUCAGAUUCAGAUCACCAUUACACAGUCCAGUAGAUGUUCCCUCGCCAAGGAGAACAUCCUUCCCAAAUACUGUGAUGGAUAUGAGACACAUCCCAGCAUCCCUUAAUAUUCAUCCUGUACGAGUAGAAAGUGAUGUUAGAAUGGAAGGAGAUGAGAGGCUAGCAUCACCAGUUACCACGCCAACUAUUCACAAACCAGUUUUUUCACCUGAAGAGCCCCCUAAGUCAUCAUUCUCUCGAAGACAUCCGUCCCCAUCUCCUCCUCUGACCAGUGGUGAUGUAGAAAGUAGAUUGAAUGAAGGAGUGACAGGAGAAGUUAUGGGAAGCUCAGUGCAGAAUACCCCAUUUCAAACAUUCCAAGUAGAUUUCAUCAAAAACUUGAUAGAAGAAUCAUUGGACCAAUUCAGGGUUGCUAUCCAUAGAGAUGUUACCAAUCUACAAUUAGAAAUGCUCAGACAAUUCCAAAUACAACAGACUGAAAUACAAGCAUUACUCCAGCGCUAUUCUGUUAACGAGGGCCUCCUUUCAGAGAUUGAGACUUUGCGAGAGGAGAACAAGAGAUUAAAAAACAAAUACUGAUUUAACUACUGAAUGAUUGAUUAUGUGUACUCAUAUGGAAGGACAUCAAGAUGCUGAUAUGGACCAAAAAUCUGAUUCACCAAGCUUGAUGUUGCUUGGUAUCAGUUGGACAUGACAGAUUGGACAAACAAUCAAUUUAUAUCACAUGCUUUUCAUUCCAGCCCACCAACAUACUUUAUGUAUCAUGUUUGAUGUUUAUUUAUGUGGUGAAAAUGCUUGGAUCAAAGGGAUGAAAGAUGAAGAAAAAAAUGAUUAGGAAUGGAUCAUCAACCCUGCCAGACUUGACAUCCACCAGACUGAACUUAAUUUCUUCAGUGUAUCCUGCUAAUGUCAACGAGGAACUAAACUGAGAGAGAGGGGGCAGAUACAAAGAUAAGCUCAUCUUGUGACUUCCAUUUUAAUGACCAGCUGACAUUAUUUAAAAUCACAGGCCAGUAUUCUGAAGUCAGGUUUAUCUUAGACCACGGUCUAACUCUGUGCUAAAAUUAUGGGAAGCC
This is a messenger RNA of Lytechinus variegatus (green sea urchin), 2654 nucleotides long. RefSeq names its product protein NEDD1-like. The transcript is spliced from 14 exons. Gene Ontology annotation, molecular function: gamma-tubulin binding. The record is from RefSeq and is a predicted model, not a curated record. Gene Ontology annotation, biological process: mitotic cell cycle; microtubule nucleation. NCBI's taxonomy places the organism in Eukaryota, Metazoa, Echinodermata, Echinoidea, Temnopleuroida, Toxopneustidae. Gene Ontology annotation, cellular component: ciliary basal body; centriole; pericentriolar material. Bases 151 to 2157 code for a protein of 668 amino acids.